CGCGAGAUUUCCUUCGUGUUGCGGAACAGCUGACUACGCAAGGAAUGGUGCGACGGAGCGCUAUGAUUUUUUGGAAGAAAAUUCCGUGACCUUUUUGGGGGGGUUAAAAUAUAUAUUUUUGAAGAAAACAAUGGCUGAGACGGACCCCAAGUCAGUGCAGGAUCUUACAAAUGUGGUCCAGACCUUGCUGCAACAGAUGCAAGACAAGUUCCAGACCAUGUCAGACCAGAUCAUCGGGAGGAUUGAUGAGAUGAGCACACGGAUUGAUGACCUGGAGAAGAACAUUGCUGACCUGAUGACCCAGGCAGGUGUGGAAGAAAAUGAGGCAACACCCGAAAAGCCGAAAGAGGGUCAAGGCUCCUCGUGAAGGUUCCUAGAGACACGCAGUCUGAUGCUGUGUACUGGUGCAGUGGAGUUCCAAUCCUGAGGAUGACAUUGAUUUGAUGUUUGCGUGAUUUUUUUAAAUAUAUAUAUAUAUAUAUAUAUAUAUAUAUAUAUAUAUAUAUAUAUAUAUAUAUAUAUAUAUAUAUAUAUAUAUAUAUAUAUAUAUAUAUACACACACACAGACUGACUAUUGUGACAAACUGUUACAUGUAUUGAUUUUUUUGGGGGGGUCUGAAUGUUAUUUGUAAGGUAGAGUAGUGUGGUUUGCUUAUUAGAAUUUUAGAAUGCUUUUGUGCACAAAUACAAAUUGAUUUAGUGCACUGACCAGGGUGUUGUCCGAUAUCAUAGCGGAUUCUUGGGACGUGCUGGUUGAUGGAGGCGGUUGCCCAGGGCUGUUGUGACAAAUUCACAUUGGAGAACAUCAUUACAGUGGCAGACAAUACUGUUGAUGAGGUGUGAGAUGCAUUCCAACAGAGAUUUCCUUCUAUUAAAAAUAUUUACUAAAACACAGUUGUACUGUAUUACACAGGUUAAAGUUGGUGCUAGGACAUAUUUUGUAUAUAAUUAACUACAAGGUGCUUUUCAACUGUUUCAAUGCAAGUUAAUAUCUCAUGACUUAUGUUCACUCUGUACGCUUUAGUUCAUCCAAAUAAACUGGGUGUUUCCAACUGAAAAGACACCUGGCACGUCACUGCAUUUUAGGAAUCUUUAUUCAAAUAAAUGCAAACACAAAAUACAGCAAUAUGACAAAGUGUCCAACAGAGAAGCAGCAAACAAAACUGUCAAAGAGUAGAGCUUGACUGUGACCUAAAACUGCAUGAAAAUGUCAACAAAUGACAUGUCAAGAUGUUACAAAUGUAACAUGAAUCACUUUAGUUUAUAUUAUGGCAGAUCGGUUGUUUAUUGCAUUCAUGUCCAAGUGGGCAGUUAGAACUCAAAGUCCACCUCCGUCAUCUCAAUGGCCCAGGCAAACUUGUCUCUUUGGCUCUUAUUGUAGAUUUUUUCAAUAGGUAUCCCCAUUCUUUUACACCUGAAACAGUCAAAAGACACAUCAUAUUCUGCAAAAUCUUGAAAAGAGUCACAACUUUUGGGUAUAUUUGGUAACAUACUGCUAAUAAAGUUAGACGCAAAUGCAGUCAUUAUAUAUAUAUCACCAGUACUGUUAUUUUAAGGAGAUUACAU
Molecule: messenger RNA, 1566 nt
Organism: Dunckerocampus dactyliophorus (ringed pipefish)
Lineage: Eukaryota; Metazoa; Chordata; Actinopteri; Syngnathiformes; Syngnathidae
Product: heat shock factor-binding protein 1-like
Exons: 4
Coding region: 131-367 (78 amino acids)
Biological process (GO): cellular heat acclimation
Cellular component (GO): cytosol; nucleus
Molecular function (GO): transcription corepressor activity
Source: RefSeq, a predicted model, not a curated record